CUCAAGAAUAUUGGAUUAGAGGUAUGCUGAUGGAAAUUCUUCGUUGUAUUUCAGAGGUGACAACCGAUGAAAAAUCCAAUGAUGAGUUGAGGGAUACAAUAUCUAUUGAAUAUCGGAUUAAAAGUAUGUUGUUGGACAAUCUUCGUCAUACUUCAGAUGAGACCAAAAAGGUGUCUAACGAUAAGUUGAUGGAUUUGAUAUACAAAAAGUUAAAGGGUAGGAGGUAUCUUGUUGUAAUGGAUGAUAUUUGGAGUAGUGAGGUCUGGGAUCUUAUGACAAGAAUUUUUCCAGAUGAUAACAAUGGGAGCCGAAUUAUUUUGACUAGUAGGCAAGAAGAGGUUGCUAAUCAUGCAGAUCCUGAUAGCAAUCCUCAUGAAGUGAACCUCUUAAAUUCAGAUAAUAGUUGGAAGUUACUUCGUGAAAAAGUGUUUGGGGUAGAACAGGCAUGUCCUCCUGAAUUACAGUAUAUUGGAGUGGAAAUAGCACAAAGAUGCCGAGGACUGCCUUUAGCUCUUCUAGUGGUUGCGGGAUAUCUCUCAAAAAUUUCUAGAACACGAGUAAGUUGGGAACAUUUUGCUAUAAGCGUAAGUAAUGUUGUUACUAAUGAAUCAGAUAUAUGUCUAGGAAUGCUUGCUAUGAGUUACAAUUACUUACCUGAUCAUCUUAAACCAUGUUUCCUUUACAUGGGAGUCUUUCCAGAAGACAGUAAUGUUAACAUUGUUAGACUAAUCAGCUUAUGGAUUUCUGAGGGUUUUCUAUCAGAUGAAUUAGAGGGAAGAGAUUAUUUUGAGGAUCUUGUUAGCAGGAAUCUGGUUAUGGUUAGAAGCAGGAGUUUUAGUGGCGAGGCAAAAACAUGUGGUGUCCAUGAUCUGAUUCGUGACUUGAUUUUAAAAGAAGCUGAGAAAGAGAAGUUCCUUCAGGUUACUAAGCCUUCAGAAGAGAAGCUUAGACAUGCUCAUCGCUACAGUUUCCAUUCACGCGAUCAGGCUGCUUUUUGGAAGUUAUCUAAUAUCAUCAGAACAUUGAACUUCUUCGAAGGAUUUAAAAAACUUUCUAAACAAAUUCCUCUUUUGGUGUCCUUCAAAUUGCUAAGAGUGUUGGCAAUCCUAAAAGUUACAUUUCAAAGAUUCCCACUUGAGAUAACAAAAUUAGUACAACUCAGAUACCUUCAAUUCACUUGUUAUGAUCAUAUUCACUGGUCAGUGUCAGAGCUUUAUAAUCUGCAGACAUUCAUUCUUGGUUACGAAGUUGCAGGUUUAUUACCUCCAACCAUACCUGUGGAAAUUUGGCAAAUGAGAAACUUGAGGCAUCUUCAUAUCGGUGACUUCUUUUCUUUUCCUAUUCCAUCAAACAAGUUACAAAAUCUACAGGAACUCUCCUGUCUAGCUUUGACUAGCUGCACUUCUGAAUUAUUUUCUGCUAUUCCCAAUCUUAAAAAGCUGCAAAUUGUUGGAAAUUAUCUGAUGGAAAUGAAGAGAGAGCACCUAAAUAGCCUUUCCUGUUUAAAAGAACUUGAAAUCUUGAAGUACAGGGAUGAUGGGAUACAACCUUCCCGAAUCCCAAGUAUGUAUGCUUUGCCUACAUCACUGAAGAGGUUGACUUUAUGUUUUACUAGUUUACCAUGGGAAGACAUGGCAAACAUUGUAAAGUUGCCAAACCUGGAGGUGCUUAAAAUUAAAGACAAUGGAUUUCUUGGUGAUGUAUGGAAAUUAAAUGAUGAAGAGAUUUUCAAUCAACUUAAGUUCCUUCUAAUCAGUUGGACAGGUCUGAAGCACUGGGAAGCUAGUAGUGUAAACUUCCCAAAGUUGCAACGCCUAUUUCUGAAAAGAUGCAUGAACCUGGAGGAAAUCCCUCAAGACUUUGGGGAAAUAUGUACCUUGGAGUCAAUAGAGUUGCAUGAUUGCAGUAUAUCUGCUGCUAAAUCCGGCAAAGACAUUAAAGAAGAACAGGAGAGCAUGGGGAAUGAAUGUCUUUGUGUCCUCAUCUAUAAUCAUCCAUGUUGACAGGUCAUCUCCAGCUCAGCAAUACUUGAUCAACAAAGUUAUGGAGAAAAUGGUGUGCAUAUGAUUGAUUCGGCACUCCAGCAAGGGGAGAUCACUUGUAACUUGUUCAUUUGCAAGUUAAGUCUCUUUUCUGUUCCUUAUAAUGAUUAUUACUUAGGUUGAGUUGCUCUCUCUUUAUUUUUGUAAUUUUGUUGCAAGUUAAACAUUAUAUGACUACAUCAUAUGUUUCUUAUGAUGUUGUAUUUUGUAAUGUUAUUUUCCUUAAUUUGA
Messenger RNA from Solanum tuberosum (potato), 2273 nucleotides. Its product is annotated as putative late blight resistance protein homolog R1A-10. Lineage: Eukaryota; Viridiplantae; Streptophyta; Magnoliopsida; Solanales; Solanaceae. Gene Ontology annotation, molecular function: ADP binding. Bases 24 to 2003 code for a protein of 659 amino acids. The transcript has 2 exons. The record is from RefSeq and is a predicted model, not a curated record. Gene Ontology annotation, biological process: defense response to other organism.